ACAACGCUGCCAUCGUGAUUGAAGACACGACCGUGAUAUUCUUUGUUCUAUUCGCUGGUUGUAAACAGAGAAAAUUGCGCAGAGACGGGCCAUUUCUAUUUAAAUGAGUGAGAGAAAUUGGAACGCCUAACGGUCAAGUCCCGCCUUACUUAAGGAAAAGAGCCAAUCACCUUUCAGAGACAGUCAUCACCCGUCAAUCAACUCGCUAACGCGCAUGCGCAUUAGCUAUACAAGUCGGGAAAAUGGCGCGUUUUAGCGUAAACUACGAUUCCAAUAUUUUUCAAAUUCAAAUGCUGCUUUGUAAUAUGUCAUUUGAUCGUAAUCUUGAUCGACCGUUUAUGAUAUUUCGGUGUUCCCCCAUUCAAGGAGAUAGGAGCUGCACUGUCAUGACUGGCAAUGGCCUCGCGAGAGCGUUCCAAAGAUGAACGACAGUGGACUGACUCGCUAGAGAGACUUUGGCGUGAAUCACUUAAGUAGUGGAUCAAAGCGUUCAGUCAGAGCAGCGCGAGAUUCUAUUGGUCAGUCGGCGCUUUUCUCCUAGCAACGGCUUGGGCGGCGUGCCAAUUAGAGUCGAAUACUCCCUGCUGCUCCAUUUAAAUUCUAGAGGGAGGAGCCUAAUGUGAUUGAUGUCUCAGCGGGGCGACAGUGAGCCAAUCAUGUGCCUGGAAGGGACUGGCUUUAAACUGCAUUGAACAUAAUCCAGAGGAGUGAGCCUAGAGAGAGAUCAGUGGCGUAGUGUUACAUUAUUACAUUGUUACAUUGUUUCAGUAAACGGAUGCAUUGUAAACGCGUUUUUCAUGUAUUCCGGUUGAACAAAAAUGGAACAAAUAUAAACAGUUUGCAGGAUAUAGUGUAAUUUAUGCAUAAAUUGUCGACACACAUGUAAGAGUUUUGUUUGAAUGUGUAAAUGUUCCUUCGCAUUAGACUAGUGUAAAGUCUCAUUUCACGCAACCGAGAAUUAAUAGGUUAAAAUAAUGCACCGGAACAACGUGUAUAAAGAAAACUGUGAUCUGCACAACUGCAUUGAGUUCAUUAAAGAUCAGCUAUAUUUUGGUGUUCUUCAUCAGAAGGUCAAGAGUUCACCUGACAGACAUUGUUUCUGCAUCGAUGAAGAGCUCUCAUAUGAAAACUUCUACGCAGAUUUUGGCCCGCUCAACCUGGCCAUGUUUUAUCGCUUUUGUUGCAAACUCAACAAGAAGCUGAAGUCUUGUGCUCAUGCAAAGAAGAAAAUAGUGUUUUACACCUGUGGCGACAGGAAGAAACAAGCCAAUGCUGCGUAUUUGAUCGGCUCUUAUGCUGUCUUGCAUCUACAGAAAACACCAGAGGAAGCUUACGGUCUUCUAGUCUCUCAAAAUGCAUCCUAUCUUCCUUUUAGAGAUGCAUCUUUUGGAGCUUGCAUGUUCAAUCUGAAUAUUCUUGACUGUCUACGGGCCGUUCACAAGGCGCUGCAGUUCGGCUGGUUGGAUUUCUCACAGUUUGAUGUGGAGGAAUACGAACAUUAUGAGAGGGCAGAGAAUGGAGAUUUCAACUGGAUUAUUCCAGGGAAGUUCUUGGCUUUCAGCGGUCCUCAUCCGAAGAGUAAAAUCGAGAAUGGAUACCCUCUUCAUGCCCCGGAAGCGUACUUCCCCUACUUCAGAAAGCAUAACAUCACCACCAUCAUCCGGCUCAAUAAGAAAAUGUACGAUGCCAAGCGUUUCACAGACAUGGGCUUCAAACACCAUGACCUGUUCUUUGUGGAUGGUAGCACGCCCAAUGAUGUCAUCGUCACCAGGUUCCUGAACAUCUGUGAGAAUGCUGAUGGGGCAAUCGCGGUCCACUGUAAAGCUGGUCUAGGUCGAACGGGAACCCUCAUCGCCUGUUACAUGAUGAAACACUUCAAACUGACGGCAGCUGAAGCCAUCGCAUGGAUCCGAAUCUGCAGGCCCGGAUCGGUCAUUGGACCUCAACAGAACUUCACUGAACAGAAGCAGUCCAGUCUGUGGGCAGAGGGCGAUGUGUACCGACAAAAGAUAAAUGAGCAGGAAAAUGGCAUGAGUAAAACAGAAGUGGCUGGAAUCUUGUCUGGAGUUGAAGAUAUCUCCAUCAAUGGAACAAACAAGAACAUCUCAUCGAGAGUAACCACUGAAACGCACACUGAGGAAGAGGACGAGGAAUGUGGAGGUCUUACACAAGGCGACAAACUAAGAGCGCUGAAGAGUAAGAGGCAGUCCAGAGUGUCCACCGGGUCAUUAUCCUCCGAUAAAAGGAAAAGGACCAGAGCUUCGCUUGGAUCCAACAGGACCAGUAGCUCGUUGUUACAGUCAAGACUUGCAAAGUCUUUAGGCAACUUGCACGUAAUGGCCUGUGAAAACGACCAUGUGUUCUCUGAAGUUAAUGGCGCCUCUAUAGCCAACAGUAAUUUCAACAAGCAGUUGAACUUAAAGCACAUAAACCCAGUCGCUACCCAGAGAGCGUCCUCUGCCGUUUCAAAGCAACACUAUGGUCACAGUCUGAGUUUACUCGGCUCAUAACUCCAUCUCCAAAGCUCGCGCUCCGCUUCUGCGCUGAAAACGGCCGUGGACCCAGAAAAGACCAGCGUCAUCGAGACUGCACUAAUAUUCUUCUUGUUUUAUUUCUUAUGGUUUACAUAUUUUGUCUAAGCAGUCUACUAUGAACAUCAAAAAGGAAUCUGUUUGGAUGGGAAAAAGUCCUCAAAUGUUAAUCAUUUAUUUGUAUUUGAGAAAACAAAUCUUUUUAAAUCUGAGAGAGCUUUAAAAUGCUUACGCCUUCUUUUUAUGCCAGUGUACAUAUCAUGCUAUUAUGUUACUAAACCUGUAAUAAUGUUUUAAUAAUAAUGUACCUAAAACAUUAUCUAAGUUACCCUGCAACCAUGUGACAUACUGUAGAUCUAAUGUGAAACAUACUGUGGUACCCAUGACUGAAAUCUGUAUAUAGGCUUAAAUUUAAUAGACAAAGAUUUUUUUUUUUUUUAUGUAAAUACUGCAUACAUUUAUUUUGAUGAUGGACUGAAUUGAAAUCAUGAUGAUUUCACUUAUACAGUAUAUAUAUAACAGGAAAGGAUCUGAAUCAUACCCUUUCAAUAAAUCCUUUCUGCA
Messenger RNA from Xyrauchen texanus (razorback sucker), 3095 nucleotides. RefSeq names its product dual specificity protein phosphatase CDC14C-like. Gene Ontology annotation, cellular component: centrosome; spindle pole; mitotic spindle. The transcript has 15 exons. The coding region runs from base 975 to 2510 and encodes 511 amino acids. The record is from RefSeq and is a predicted model, not a curated record. Gene Ontology annotation, biological process: positive regulation of cytokinesis; microtubule cytoskeleton organization; cilium assembly. Gene Ontology annotation, molecular function: protein serine/threonine phosphatase activity; protein tyrosine/serine/threonine phosphatase activity. NCBI's taxonomy places the organism in Eukaryota, Metazoa, Chordata, Actinopteri, Cypriniformes, Catostomidae.